AUGUAUUUAUUAUUACUAACAAUAAUAUUGAUACCGGUGUUAUUAUUUGCAUUAUUAAUAAUUUAUUUGCAAUAUAUUUCAAAAAGUCAUUUAAGAUUCGUUAUUUUAUCUAAAAUAUCAGCAUUGACUUCAAUAAAAUUUUCUCAACUUGAACAAUAUCGUCAAACUUAUAAUCCAGCUAAUUCACAAUGUCAAUGUCAUCCAGAUCAUGCACGAAUUAUUGAACCACGAAAUGAUUGUCCACAUAGAUCUGAUACAUUAUUUAUAAGUUUUGCUGGUGGUGCUUUACUUGUUGGUGGUUUUACAUUAACAGAAUGGAAAUCAACAUUAACAAAAUUUGAUUUUCAAUCAGAUAAAUUAUUUCUAACAGAUCCUGCUCAAUCAUUUUAUCUACAAGAUCCUACUUAUUCAUGGCAGGGAUUGAAAUAUUAUCGAUCUUUAAUAGAAAAAUAUUCGAAAUUAUAUAAACAUGUCAUAUUAAUAGGAGCAUCAAUGGGAGCAAGUAUGGUUUGUAUGUGUAGUGAUCUUGUUACGCUUUCAAUUGCAUUUAAUCCAAUAUUAGAUCCUUCAUUAAUAUCUAAUUUAUUCUAUUAUAAAAUAUUUCAAAAAUUUCCUAAAACAAUUAUUUUAAAACAAACACAAACAAAUAUUGAGACAAUUAUUAAUAAAAAACAACAACAACAAUCUAUUUUACAUGUUCAUUGGAGUAAUAAUUCACCCAAUGAUGUAAUUCAAUUAAAAUUAAUACCCAAUCAAAAUUUAAUAGAAUUUAUUAAUGUAGAUCAAUGUAAUAAACGUCAAGGAGUUUAUUUUUGGCUUCAUGAUUCUACUGAUCAUGUUUUACCACAAGUUUUAAAACGUCGAAAUAUUUUAAUUCAAAUUUUACAACAUCAUUUCAAUGCUUUAACUUAA
Adineta steineri is the source of this 912-nucleotide messenger RNA. The record is from the annotation of a GenBank genome assembly. NCBI's taxonomy places the organism in Eukaryota, Metazoa, Rotifera, Eurotatoria, Adinetida, Adinetidae.